GAAUAGACUAAGAAUUUUGAACUUUUUUUGCUAAAUUUUCAUCAAUUCCGAAUCAAUCGAAACCGGAAGUAUAUUUGUCCUGUUGUGGCCUCUGAUUGGAUAAAAGUCAACUUGGUCAUUCGACGCCAUGUUGGAAGUUUGCUUUUGUGUUGUGUGAAUACAGACGGAAAUCUCUCAGCUAUCACUUUGUUUUUUGUCUUGAUGCUUCCAUUCACGGAAUAGAUUCUGAGUGUUUGAAUGGCUUCCUCUCGCGCAGAUGACUGGGAUGUAAGGCGCUGCUGGGUAUGUUUUGCUACUGAAGAAGAUGAACCUUGGUCACAAUGGGUUCGGCCUUGCCGUUGCCGUGGGACAACAAAGUGGGUUCAUCAGAUUUGUCUGCAGCGCUGGAUUGAUGAAAAACAAGCUGGAAGUUCAACAACUAAGGUGUCAUGCCCACAGUGCAAUGCUGAAUAUAUCAUUGUCUUUCCUCCAUUAGGAGUUUUGCUUCAAACUGUGGAGUUCUUGGACAAACUCAUCCACAAAUUCUGCCCUAUUGCUGCAGCAGGGGUUGUUGUGGGGUCAUUGUAUUGGUCAGCAGUCACUUAUGGAGCAGUGACAGUAAUGCAGGUCUUGGGCCACAAAGAAGGACUUGAAGUUAUGGAGAAAGCAGACCCCUUGUUUUUAUUUGUUGGACUUCCAACUAUACCAUUGGCACUUAUACUUGGAAAAAUGGUUCGUUGGGAAGAUCAUGUGUUGAGGCUGUGGAGACGCCAUGUCAGCAAGAUGUCAUUUCUCAGUCUUUUUCUGCCUCGCUUAGCGGGGGGUUUUGCCACACGAACACCAGCUGAACCCACACCACUAUCUGACCCAGUGUCCCUGACAAGGUUGCUCUGUGGAGCUCUGAUACUGCCAACAAUUUCCACGCUUAUUGGCAAACUGUGUUUUGGCUUUGUUCAUUCAAGUCUUCAUCGAGCCCUUCUGGGUGGUAUCAGCUUUGUAGCAGUGAAAGGAGUUGUCAGGAUUUACUACAAACAACAGCAGUAUGUCAGGCAAGCCCAGAGAAUAGUCAAAAACUAUGUUGAAGAGUGAACAUGCUGGCUGGCUGCUGUCUGCAGUUCAUCGCAUAGUAAUCUAUGUGAAUGUAUAAUAGCAGUUGUCACACAGUUAAAUAUAAUGUCCAAGACUAUGUCUAUUAAGAAAAGUUUUCCUGCGGAUUAUCUUUUCGAUGAAUUCAAAUUCAAGUUUGAAAUGUGCGUUUGGAUUUCGAAUUUUAGUUGCUGGGGUUUUAUUAUUAGCUGGAUUAACACUGAGCAAGUUUAUUAGUUUCUAUUGUCAGUGUUGCGUCGGCAGAAAAGUGAAAUACUUAUGUAAUUAUCAACUGGUAUAUUAACUUCGACAUAGCUACAGCUCAUGUUACGAACGUACAGUCUGUGUGUUCUAAACCCUCGGAUGACACACCUAAAAUCAGCUUUUCAAACACGCUCUGGCGGUUAAUUUAUCUUUAUUAAGUGAUAAACAUUCUCAUUAGCUUGAGAAUGAUUAGCUAUGCAGGUAAGGUAACCUUCUUUAUUAAUUUUACACAUCAGUUUAAAACCGAAUUAAAUUUGUUAGUUAGGAAGUAAUAAUGAUUGUAGUUUUCAUAGCCAUUGAAGAGGAACAGUAUUACUUGCAACUCGAACUUGAACUCACUCCUGUGACUUCUCUUUCUGCUGCUUGGCUGCAAAGGACUGGGUCCAUGGUAUUAAUCUACCUUCAUCAGGGAAUACAACCCCUUGGUGAAAGAUAUUCUGAUACACUUAGCCUGUAAGAAGAAUUUUCCAUAGCUGGGUUUUGUACAAGUGGAAGGAAUAGCGUUUUUUACACAUACUUCUGUCACGUCAUCGUUAGUCGCGUCACAAAAAGGUCAUAAUUUUUUUUGUGGUUAGACACCAUCAUCCGUCAGCAUGCAGCAUGUCUCUCAUUUCAUAUCCUUUACUCGGACAAGGGUCAGGGAAUGUCUACAGGCAGGUCACCAUCAGUAUAGUAUGUCUGACAGCCCUGAGCCAAAUCGAUGUUUGCCAAAACUGUUUUUAGCGUUUUACGUUUAGAACUAUUUUCGCUUGAGUGUCGAACGAGAUCAAAACCAAACGAAGAUCAAAACCAAUCAUGACUCGCUUGGACACAUUUUUCCUCGCUUCGCCCCGACUGCAAGUAUUUGCUGUAUUUAUUUCGAAUAUUUGUUCCCUGGUUUGUCUGUCUCCUGUUUCAUUGGCAUUGAGUGAGUUUUACGACACUCAAUUGAAAACUGCCCUAAAGGUUAUUUUGUAUCCCUAAAAUUAUUUUGGACAUAAGAGUUACUCAGGGUUCUGUACCAGUAACCCUCACAAAGGUUAAUUUUAAUUUUCUAACACUUGAACGUUCAAACCUCAAUAGCUUGGAAAGUGUGUCAAAUGAGUAAUGUUUGAAUUUUUUCUUACUCCAAGUUUUAGCAGUUCAGUUUGCAGACGGCUUCUUUUGCUACAAAUGGCGGCAGCAUAAAACGCGACCGUUUGUUGAGUUUUGAACUUCAGAGUGACAGUGUAAUGGGAAAUAGCUUAGACAGGCGUAAGAUUUCACAUCGCAGUAUCAUUCCAGGGCAAACUUUCACUUCGAAAGUUUUCGGACUUACAUUGACGUCCGAAAGUUGCACCUGAGAUUUUAAACAUACAUGAACAAUUUCAAUUAGUUUUUUAUUGUAUUGUAUUGUAGAAUUGUUUGACAAAGUAGCAAUAAAUUGCUUAUUUACCAUUGUGA
Orbicella faveolata is the source of this 2751-nucleotide messenger RNA. RefSeq names its product E3 ubiquitin-protein ligase MARCHF5-like. Gene Ontology annotation, molecular function: zinc ion binding. Lineage: Eukaryota; Metazoa; Cnidaria; Anthozoa; Scleractinia; Merulinidae. The record is from RefSeq and is a predicted model, not a curated record.